CUGUUUUCGUCCCUUCCAUCCCCCCCCAUAUCAUCUUAUCAACGACAGCCUUCCUUAUCUUGAAUCACCAGCUGUCCUGUCCUGUCCUGACUCCUUCUGCACUGCACUGCGCCGUAUGCACUAUCUUGGCCCAAUCAAUUCGAGACCAAAUCCACUUCCCGUCUCGUGUCUGUGUCGAAUCCUUGUCAACUUCAUACUCGCUAACCCUCUUUUGGCCUUGAUCACUUCUUCGUCCCGGUCCUUGUUGGAAUCUUCCUACGACUCUUGUUUGCAACUUUAUGCCUCCAACUUCCACUCGCUUACGCAUCCGGAUAAUGCUCGACACUCGCUUCACCUCCUAAAUUAGACCUAUUCAACGAUAUCCUUUCGGGGGCCGGCCUCUAGUUUCAUCUCGUUACAUCUUCUCGACGCUCUCGCUAUCGUCAAAGUCGAAAUAUCAUCAACUUCGCUCAAUUGGGGAUCUACCCCGUAUCGAGCGUAUCGCAACAUCACGAACCAUCGCAUAACGGUUGGAACAGCUCGUCCAACGCCGAUUGCGGUAUACUUAUCAAGAAGAACAUUCGCGACGACCAAACAAGUGACGCCAACUCAUAUCUAAUUUGAUCGGUCCUUAUCGUCGCUGUUGCAUCCGUCAGAAUUAAACAACCCCAAUCUUCUACCCUAAUGGGUAAAUCAUCACAAUAUGGCGUCAUUCUUGACGCUGGUUCCUCAGGAACUCGAGUAUACAUCUACAAGUGGAAGAAUCACGCCAAAGCUACCAAAGAUGCGUCGGCUGCCGAGCUCAGGUCUCUCCCCAAGAUCAAGCUCAAGGAAAACAAGAAGAUCCAUCCUGGAGUGUCGAGUUUUGCAGAGAAGCCUGCGCAAAUCGGUCCCGAUCAUCUACAGCAGCUGAUCGAUAUCGCUCUAGACGAAGUCCCCGACAGCAAGAUUUCCGAGACCCCCGUUUACCUCAUGGCGACGGCCGGCAUGCGAUUGCUACCAAAGCCUCAGCAGUCGGCACUCCUCAAAUCAAUGUGCACGUACUUGCAGUCGAAUACGAAAUUCAUUCUUCCGGAUUGCGAUGCCCAUAUUCAGGUUAUUUCUGGCGAAACCGAAGGCCUGUACGGCUGGAUAGCGGCGAAUUAUUUGUUGGGCGGCUUCGAUCAUCCUGAGGAGCACGACCAUGGCAAGAAUCAUCACACCUAUGGCUUCCUCGAUAUGGGGGGCGCGUCUGCUCAGAUUGCCUUUGCUCCAAAUGCAACUGAAUCCGCAAAGCAUGCGGAUGAUCUGAAGAUUGUGCGCAUGCGAACACUCGACGGAUCACCAUUGGAAUACAAAGUCUUCACCGCAACUUGGCUCGGAUUCGGUGCCAAUCAAGCCCGCAGCCGUUAUGUCGAACGUCUACAAGAACAUUACCAUACUGACUCUACCCACGAGCUGCCUGACCCCUGCAUGCCUAAUGGCUUGCGAACUACUCUAGACGGUGAACUUGUUGAAUCAAAGUCGGAUAAGACCGUUUUGGUUGGCACAGGAAAGUUCGACGAAUGUUUAACGGUAACCUAUCCUCUGCUGGGCAAAGACAAGCCAUGCGAAGAUCAGCCCUGCCUUGUCAACGGUCAGCAUGUACCAGGUAUCGACUUCGACAUUAAUCACUUUGUUGGUGUUUCGGAAUAUUGGCAUACAACUCAUGGCGUCUUUGGCGGAAAACACAAGGCUUACGAUCUGGCGACAUACCAAAACAAUGUCAUGGAAUUCUGCAGUCGCGAUUGGUCGGACAUUGAGGGAGAUCUUGAUAAACGCAAGAAGUCACCAGAAAAGAAGGCAGCUGAAGCCCGUUUGGCUUGUUUUAAGGCCUCAUGGCUGAUUAAUAUGCUCUACGACGGAAUUGGCAUCCCUCGUGUUGGUCUCGAAGGUGGUGCAGCCAAUGACACUGUUAAGGAUGAUGGUGAGAAGUCAUUUAACGACCCUUUCAAGCCGGUGGACACAAUCGAUGGCAUCGAAUUAAGCUGGACUUUGGGCAAAAUGGUCCUAUACGCUGCCGGACAAGUCCCUCCGUCCGGUUCUGAGCUGCCUGUCGGCUUUGGAAGCAAUGUGGACAAGGGGAUAGCGAAAGAUUUUGAGUACGCCGGCUCUUCACCUAUCGCAACUCACACAGGGGACGACGACGACGACAACGACAACGAUGACCUGGAAGAUCUUCUGAAAAAGCCUGGAAAAUCAACUGGUGGACUCGUCGCAUUUGUUCUGAUAAUUCUGUUGGUCGCCUAUUUGCUCCGCAAGCCUGAGCGAAGAAGAAAGAUAUUCAGCAUGAUUAGCCGGCGAAAGCGACCAGGGAAACCAGGCCGCGGCUCCUCUCUUGUCCACAAACUCUUCGGACGAAACUCGGGGCCAUCUUAUGAGAGAGUAAUGGAGGAGGGUGACUUAUCUGAUUUUGAGUUGGGCGAUGUCGAUUCGGAUGAACAUGACCAUUCAGACAGCAGUAGUGAUGGUUCGCGAAAGGGACGAGCAUCGGGUCUGGCAACACCUAGUAUCUCUGCAGGUCGCGCGGACGAACUCACUCGCCCUCCAUCAGCAAUGGAUCGUGCCGGACUUGUAGUGCGGACUGAAAGCCGAGAACGGCUAUCGCCCUCACUGUUGAGUGCUGGCCGAAAGAGCCGCAACGGCAGCCCAACCCGUGCGAAGAGUCCAUUCAUGUCACCUGUACGGGAAGAUUGAGCGCUUCGAUACGAUUCAUGGGGAGACAUUAAUGCGAACUUUAUAUUUAUCUGGUAUUUUUUCGGGGGGCAACAUCACGGCGCAAAGGAGUUUGUGGGAACCGGAGGAGCAUUAAGAUAUGGCGUUCAAAAGAACGCAUAAGUUAUACCAUAAAACAGAGUCGUGGCAAUUGUUGAUCUCUUGGUUGAGUUUGGGGACGAAAUUGGGGUCUCUCUUGGAUAUCACACUACGUUAUUUGUUUGGAGCUUCUGGGAGUGUUUCACAGCGAUGUUGUUUCUCGGUAGGGAUGUACGCUCAGUUGUGUGAAUUGGUAUUCAAUUAAUCAAUUUUGUCAGUCGCUCAAGCAGACACUUUUGUUUGUUGGCUUAUUGCUAUGAUGCCCGCCCCCCUAAACACCAUACCAGCCAGACUCGCGUUUUCGCCGUUGACUAUAUUCCCUGCCCUAAUGUUAUACACACCUUGAAGCUUUGAUCAGGCAUUUCCAGAUGCUUAUAAGCCAACACUAAUCUGACUGCUUCUCCAGGAAACUAGGAUCUGCCCGAACUCUUGAUUCAAACUUGCGCCACCAGUUUUCAAAGGCUUUGAGCGGCACAACCUCAACACCACCAGGUCCUGCUGUACCGCUGAAGCUCGAUAAAAAAUUGAAUGCGUUCUGGAUGAUGCGUUGUGCGAGUAUAGCCGUACUGGGCUGGCCGCCUGAUGAGUUGCCAGACUUGGUGGCAGCGAGUUCUUGCAAGCGCUGGCCAACAGACACUUCUGGCUCAACUGAUAUACCAAUCACUAAAUCGCUGGCCUCUCCUCCCCCGCUGACCUUGAACAUGGCGCUCUCCUUUCCAGGGCCUAUACCUCCAAGAAAGCGGAAGUUGGGUGUGCCACCUGACUGAGCUGCUGCUGCGACAUCGGCGGCAGUUGCUAGGUAGAUUGCUGCAGCGGUGUUCGGCGGGAGACUUAUGCCUGGUAACAUAAAAACAACAAUAUGUGAGAAGUGUUUUGUGGUGGGGAGAGCGUAGAGUAGUGAGGUUGGCGAGGGGGUUGAAGACGGUUCUGUGAUGAGCGGUUGGCCCGCAGGGACGAUGCCAAAGAGUGGGCUUGACAUGAUAUGGUGCCACUAGUGUCGAGAUGAAUAAGGUAUAGGGAGUCUUAAGAUCGAUCAAUCAAAUGAUAAAGGAAUGUUUUAUCCUAACCAGGGAUAAGAGGGGAAGGCUGUGGUGAGUUGUUUGUAUAAUAAGGGUCCUUUGUCGUCGUUUCGCUGGCUGGUACGGAGCAGGGUAGUCUUAGUGUGAAACGAUUGGUGGGUGUUUCUAGGGUAAUCUAGAAACAAGUGGAAUUUUGACUGAGUACCUUCGCUACGGAUAGGUAGGUAGUUAGCAAUGGAAUGGACCUGAACAACGGUG
This is a messenger RNA of Fusarium verticillioides 7600, 4088 nucleotides long. Its product is annotated as apyrase. NCBI's taxonomy places the organism in Eukaryota, Fungi, Ascomycota, Sordariomycetes, Hypocreales, Nectriaceae. The transcript is spliced from 2 exons. Gene Ontology annotation, cellular component: membrane. Gene Ontology annotation, molecular function: nucleoside diphosphate phosphatase activity. Gene Ontology annotation, biological process: nucleoside diphosphate catabolic process. The coding region runs from base 664 to 2694 and encodes 676 amino acids. The record is from RefSeq and is a predicted model, not a curated record.